Chaetura pelagica (chimney swift) is the source of this 555-nucleotide messenger RNA. It is a transcript of the gene SPP2, whose product is annotated as secreted phosphoprotein 2, 24kDa. NCBI's taxonomy places the organism in Eukaryota, Metazoa, Chordata, Aves, Apodiformes, Apodidae. The transcript is spliced from 6 exons. Gene Ontology annotation, cellular component: extracellular region. The record is from RefSeq and is a predicted model, not a curated record. Bases 1 to 555 code for a protein of 184 amino acids. Gene Ontology annotation, biological process: bone remodeling.
AUGAGGACCUUAAUUUUUGUCCUCACGUUGGGGACUUUCUCCUGUUCAGGGCUCCCAGUGUAUGACUACGAGCUCCCAGUCACAGAAGAGGCUCUGAAUGCUUCCCUUGCAAGGAUCAACUCCCAGUCAUGGGGGACAAACCUGUAUGGUGUUGUGGGGAGCCGUGUCACAAGGGUUGACAUGUGGGACAGCAACACCUACAGCCUAGAGCUGCAGUUCAGUGUCCGUGAGACCUCGUGCACCAAAGCUUCAGGGAGAGACCCAGCCACGUGUGCCUUCAAACUAGGGCCCUUUGUGCCAGCUGGUCUCUGCAGCAGCCUUGUGCAGGUGUCCGGGGAGCGCGUCUCCAGGCUGAGCGUGCGGUGCCGCUGGGGCAGCCCCAGCUCCGAGUCCCUGAGCAGUGAGGAGAUGAUGUACGUGCCCAUGAUGAGCCCCAGCUGGCAAGGCAGCAGCCACAGAGAAGGUGUGUUUGCUCCUGAAGCCUCAGCAGGGAGAGGCAGCAGCCCUGGAGACUGGCACAGACCCAGCCAUUUCAGCCCUGACAAGAGGGAAUAG